Molecule: messenger RNA, 747 nt
Organism: Suillus bovinus
Lineage: Eukaryota; Fungi; Basidiomycota; Agaricomycetes; Boletales; Suillaceae
Exons: 2
Source: RefSeq, a predicted model, not a curated record
UGGCAGUCUAACCCAAUUUCUCGUUCUCCUACUGUCAAUGGCCUCCAGGAGGCAUUUGCUUUAUUUCCAUGCCCAGAAAAUAUUGCUGCUACUGCUGAAUCCAGCAAGCGUUGGAAAUCAGCACUGAUCUCACUGUUGGCACACAAAUUUCAUACAGAUGGCAACCACUUCCAAUCGGACGCCAAAGUCGGUUUUCAUCCUCUUACUGUUGAUCACUACCACACGGGAUCCUCAAAGUUUGAGAAAAGUAGUCAAAGCGCCAAGUAUCAGAACUGGCAGGCACGUGCUGAACACAUAAAAAUAAUUUUGCACAAUGUCUUGGAUCUGUGUACGCUACUGGAUAGGUUAACAGGUGGUUCAACAGUCUUUUUACACCAUCCUGGCACAGUAGCUCCCAAGUCUGCAAUCAUUCCACAAAUGCUUAACGCCCAUGUCUAUGCCAACCUGAAAGUUCUUGCAGAACACCCUGAACUUCAUGUUGUAAUUGCACAGAUCUCCCAGUUGUUUACUGCCCACUAUGCUACUCCGUUGGCUCAAUUGUUUGCCGCUAAUUGCUAUCGUGCUGGGUGGUUGAGCUCAUCUGCUCAGGAUGCAUAUCCGCAAGCAAACAGGACAGAUGACUCGAAGUUACUGCUUGUUCCACCUCCCGUCACUCCAGGUUCAUUGCAUUUUGUAAUCCCCGGAUGUCCAAUGGAUACUCUUCAUCAGUUACUUUCCUGCCCUCAGCUCUUAUCAUAUCUCCCCAAA